AAAAUAAAUAGUAAUUUAAAUCAAAUAAAUCAAAUUGUAUCCCAUACUACUGUAAAGCAAACGAUUACUUAUUAAAUUAGUGUCGCAAAAUCAUGCUAAAUUAGUAAGUACAUUUCCCAAUUUUCAGUUAGAAACUUUGACAUACAUUUGAUUUGAGUAGAAUCGGUAGAAACUUCGGCAACAGGCGACGGUGCAACAGCAAUGUGGUCAGCUUUACGCGGCGGAGCCCUAUCAUCUUCGCAUUCCGCUAUUUCUCACCGGUGGAGAAACCUAGCCUCAUCUACUCCAAUUUUCAGCCGUAAUUUUUCUUCAUCAGCCCUCACCAGCGUCGAGAAGAACAACGAGCUGCUUAGCUUGGCGGAAGUUGAGAAAAUACUCCAAGACGUCAGAGCGGAUGACGUCACAGUUAUUCCGGCUCCAAAAGGCUCUGAAUUCGCCGAUUACAUGGUCAUCGCCACCGGUCGGUCUCCGUGGCACGUCCGCAAUAUCUCCCAAGCCCUAAUCUACCAGGUUAAGCAAAAGCAGCGAGGAGCAAAGAGGAUCUUGCUGCCUAGUGUGGUAGGGCAAGAGGGAGGGAAGUGGAUUGUUAUUGACUCUGGUAAGCUGAUUGUUCAUGCUGUUGAUGAGAAAGCAAGAGCUUAUUACAACUUUGAGGGGCUCUGGACUGCAAAACCAUCAAACAUAGAGGACAAUCAGGAUUUGGACAAGGCCAUUGUCAAGGUUCGCCCCAAGAAUAACUCCAAGAAACGUCCGCAAGUGCAUGCAUAGAUAAGUGUUGUACUUUCGGGACAGAUGGUGCCAGUUUUCGUAUCUCUUACCGCACACAACACGGAUAUCUAGUGGAUAUGAUAGAAUGAAUCAUAAAUCUCAGGUUCAGUUUGAUGCAUUAUACACAUCCUUCAUUUGCUUUCUUCAAUUUUCAACAUUGUACUAUCAAGCAAAGUAAACAAGGGUUAAGUGUUUAUUUUCGCUAGUGGCUGCGAAAUGCAACUUGUACAGUCAGCUCAUUUGAGAACAUGAUGUAUGUGAAGACCAUAAGAUUUAGAGUAGGUUGUGUGUGUGCGAGUUUCUUUUUUCCUUCUCUUUUACAAUAGAUAAUGCAUCAGUAGUCUAAUUCUUCAAGAACUUAUUUUUAAUACAAUUUUUCUGUUUGGUUUA
Molecule: messenger RNA, 1158 nt
Organism: Salvia miltiorrhiza (redroot sage)
Lineage: Eukaryota; Viridiplantae; Streptophyta; Magnoliopsida; Lamiales; Lamiaceae
Product: protein Iojap-related, mitochondrial
Exons: 4
Coding region: 202-768 (188 amino acids)
Biological process (GO): negative regulation of ribosome biogenesis; negative regulation of translation
Molecular function (GO): ribosomal large subunit binding
Source: RefSeq, a predicted model, not a curated record